AUGGCACCCGCCGCCGCCACCGCAGAUAGCAUCAUGACGCUCGAGGAAACCUGCAUUACGUGUCCUCGACGAGGUCCAAACGAUGCCCAAAAUGUCUGGAUGCGCGAUUGUCAACGACUUGACUGGAAGAACCAUAAGAUCCUCUGCGCUUCUUUCAGCGAAGCGAGACCGAGCACCGCAGGUGUAGAUGUUCACGCACAUCGACGAGCAUUGUUCUUCCCGGAUGGCGACCAACCUCCAAGAUUCACCUGGCUCGCUGUUUCGAAGAAUCCUCAAACUGCAGGUGAAUCUUUCAAUAAGGAAGCCUACUUCCGCCGUGGCGGUCAUGAUAGCGCAUCUACCAACCACAACAGCAUUCAAGCCCGCGACAUCCACCGUGAGCAGUACGAGACGCUGUGGUUUACUUCCAAGAGAUAUGCCGCAAAUCAAGCACCAAACGUGGCGGUGCGUUCCUUUACGCGGGCUGGAGCUUGCGCUCAGCACUUCCGGGGUCCGAUCCUUGUUACACGUUGGGUAGCAAGUCAACACCGCGCCAUCGAUGUGCGAGACGUUCGAACUGCCCCUGGAGAAUACCGCGACAUCGAUAUGCGAGACGUUCGGAAAGCGGCAGACUACUUGAGCUCCGCCUACCGAAGGGGUGGGCAGGAUCCAGAUCUUGACAGCGUCCGGGUACCAGUUGGAAUUGUCGUGUGCCCUAUGACCUUCGUUCGAUCACCCGUAGGGUAUUUCAUUGUCAACGGCUGUGAUAGCAUCUUCCAGGCUGAAGGUAGCGGGAUAGCGAACCUACUCGGACUCCCGAUGACUGUGCGUCCGUGGUACGCGCACCCCACUGGCAGCGAAGACCUCCGCAAUCAGACAGCUAUGUUGCUGAUGAGAGACAUCACUUCGGUCAAGGUUAGCACCCGUACAAGCACUCCCGGAUCUGGAGACGGCGACUUCUUGCGCGGUAUGGAGGGCUCCUACUGUGGCGAGCAGGGUUUCGCCUCCACGCCUCAGACUUGGACUGGCAACAAGAUUGGAGAUGUUCUCGUGGCACGCGCAGAUGGAUUGCCUCUUCUCAGCCUUCACCUAGAGGCGCUAUGCCUGUAUGUCUCCACAAAGGUAGAGCCCAGAUUGGCUCAGGCUGUCUCUGGUCUUACUGGGCGGGCCGUUGUGCUCAGCCGAGAGCAGGUCUUGGGAACAAUCACGAAGGCCGACUUUCUGGCGUUCUUCGAAGAACUCCGAGCACAGCGAGCACCGACUGAUCCCAGAUGGCGACUCUUCCCCACUCCGUAUUCGAUGACAAGGGAGUUUAUCGAGAGUCUGCGUGCCACAGCUGAGGAAAUGUACAAUGACCAACGCACGAUGGGACAUCUUCAGACGUCAGAUGAUUGAAAAUGCAGCCGGUGAAGUGCCAGAAUACACUCCCGUAGGCUAGAUCAGCAUUCGACGAAGGUUGUCCAAGCCAGCUCCAACAGGUGCGGCGGGCGACAAACGCGCAAUGGGUAGUAUGGCAAGGGAAGGAAGACGACAUAUUUGUCGGCACUCUAGCUUCGCUUGAAGUUUCGGUUAUCUGGCAGAGCCUCAGGCACCAUGGCGUAUCACCACAACUCAACGACGCUUGUGGAAUCGGUUGCUUGUGCCUAGUAUCGUCAUCAGCACCCUACCUGUGCAUUGGUCGAGGCAUGCUAAAAGUGAUCUUGCAGCGACCGGGUCUGCAUUCCAUCCACUUAUCUGUCAUAUGAAUGAUGAAAAGGUGGUGUGCCAGCCAAGAACACUGGCGGG
This is a messenger RNA of Exophiala viscosa, 1764 nucleotides long. RefSeq lists its product as uncharacterized. NCBI's taxonomy places the organism in Eukaryota, Fungi, Ascomycota, Eurotiomycetes, Chaetothyriales, Herpotrichiellaceae. Bases 1 to 1374 code for a protein of 457 amino acids. The record is from RefSeq and is a predicted model, not a curated record. The transcript is spliced from 2 exons.